CAACUAUUCAAAGCAAAAUAUAUAAUAAAAAUUAUUCAUUAUAUAUGAUUUGCUAGAGAUGAAGAUAUCUUAUGGAAGUCUUCAUUUUUUACGUGUUGAUUUCUUUACUUUUUGUUGGGAGUUGUGAUAAUGUACAUUUACUUAAAUCACCAAGAAGAGACUGCCCCAGAGUUCAGCAUUUAGUAUCUACUGUUUGUUCUGAAGCCAUUUGCUUAGAUACCAUUCAAGUAAAGCCUAAAGAAAGGCCUUUAAGCAUGAGAUAUCCAGUUUUAAAUGAAAGUCAAAUUAAACAACUAAGAGAAAUACCAGGAUUUAUCGAUGAUAACUGUAUGUGGUUGAUAUCUAGAUUAUCUGAUAUGCAAUGGAUUAACGGAGUAUAUGGUUGCAUUGGUCAAAUUGGAGAUGCUCAUUUAAAAAUUAUUGGUUUACUCUCAUUAAAUUUAAAUUUCACUUUAGGUGAGAAAAUGUUAGUUAGUGAAGAAAAAAAUGUUAUUUUAGAAAAAUCUGAUGAAAUAGAGACAAUUUUAAAAAAUAUGGGACCACUCAAUUAUAAACUGCAUAAAGGUUAUAUUGUCAAUAUGACGUCUGUAAGUGAUUUCGAAAGGUUUCGAUUUGUUAACAUAAAUGGUUGGAAUGAUCUAAAUUUAUUAAUUCGCUCUAUGGACUAUUCUACUUGUCUUUUAAGAGAUGGUGGUAUAAUUAGUAUUGACGAGAUAGAUGCUCCAGAUUCAUCAGCUUUACAAGCUGUCGAAUUAUUUUUGUCCAAGCAUGGUACUUCUGUUUUCACUCCUUUCAUUCAUGCAAAAAACAGACUUUUCCUUACAACAACAAACUAUUUCAAUAGCUAUUAUCGCUUUUUCGUAGAGAAUCGACAUCUAUUACUCGCCUACGGAUUAAGGGAAGUAAGCUCAAAAAGAUUUGGUGCCAGAUAUUCAUACUUUAUUUCUGAAGAAUAAAAACAUUUUUUACAUUUUAAAUAUAAAUAUAUUUUCUACAUGUGUUAUUUGUCGAAUCUACUUUUCGUAUAUAGAAUGUAAGUCUCUCUUCUGGGAAAAUGUCACAUUUCACGUUUUCAGAUGAUUAACUGUCAUCAUCCUCUUUGAUGCAAUUCUAAUCCCUGCUUGCAUCUCUUCACUUAACCAGCUGAAAUAUUUACUUUACUGUCAUCAUAAAAAUACUGGAUUUUUUUUUAUUCACAAUAUUCCAACAAAAUUGUUAUUGCAUUAUUGUAUCUUUUGUUUUUAAUACUUUUGUAUUGUUCGAAUUACUUUUCAAGUGUUUAAAAUAGAUAAGUUAAUUAGUCAAA
This is a messenger RNA of Dimorphilus gyrociliatus, 1306 nucleotides long. The record is from the annotation of a GenBank genome assembly. NCBI's taxonomy places the organism in Eukaryota, Metazoa, Annelida, Polychaeta, Dinophilidae.